AUGAAGUUUUUGUGUUUACCAGGCGCCUACGGAAGUGCAGAUAAAUUCCAAGUUCAACUAGCCCCUAUUGUCAAGGAGCUCACCGAGGACGGUACGGCCAUCUUCCACUUCAUCGAAGGUCCCUGUGUGGCCGAGCCACCAAAAGGCUUCGAGGACUACUUUGGCAACCCGCCGUACUUUCGGUUUAUCGAACCCGAUGAGGUCGGCAAGACCGAUGACGACGAUGUUCUGUCGCGUAUUCGCGACUUCCCGGACUGCGAGACGCCGGAGGACACGAUGCGCGAACUGAUGAAGGAAGGCGUGGCCACGACUCACAAGAGCACCGACAACGCGCUCAAGUUCCUGCUCAAGAUUAUGAAGGAGCGCGGUCCUUUUGAAGGCAUCAUUGGCUACUCGGAGGGCGCGACCGUGGCCGCGACCCUUUUGUUGCACGAGCAGCGGCGCUUCCAAAAAGAGGGCAUUGCGCCCAUGUUCAAGUACGCCAUCUUCUUUGCCGGAUGGCCGCCUGUGGACCCGACGACACACGCCAUGAUUCUUAGCGACGAGACAGACGAAGUCAUUGAGAUCCCCACGUGCCACAUCAUUGGCUCGUUGGAUCCUUACCUCCAUGGCUCCAUGGCCCUUUACAAUGUCUGCGACGCCGAUACGGCGUAUCUCUUUGACCAUGCCAAAGGCCACACGCUACCUCGCGACAAGGACACGGUCAAGGAGCUUGGCGACGUGGUCCGCAAAGCCAUCGAAGACUACGACAUUGGCGAGUAA
Messenger RNA from Sporothrix brasiliensis 5110, 762 nucleotides. RefSeq lists its product as uncharacterized. The transcript is spliced from 4 exons. NCBI's taxonomy places the organism in Eukaryota, Fungi, Ascomycota, Sordariomycetes, Ophiostomatales, Ophiostomataceae. The record is from RefSeq and is a predicted model, not a curated record. Gene Ontology annotation, cellular component: cytoplasm; nucleus. Bases 1 to 762 code for a protein of 253 amino acids.